Messenger RNA from Spodoptera exigua (beet armyworm), 1266 nucleotides. Lineage: Eukaryota; Metazoa; Arthropoda; Insecta; Lepidoptera; Noctuidae. The record is from the annotation of a GenBank genome assembly.
AUGUUUGUGCUAGUGCUAGUUGUGCUACUUGGCAUUGUGUAUGUAUCUUGCUGGUGGAAACGUUACCCUCGUUCACCACCAAUAUACCCUGGACAGUUGCCGAUCAUAGGACAUGGGCAUCUGUUGCUCAAAUACCGCAAUGGGCUUAUUUGGAAGAAACACCAUAAGCUAUUGUAUCCAGCGUUCAGUCAGCAAGUAUUGAACACAUAUCUAAACGAAAUGAAUGCACAAGCUCAACGACUUGUCUCACAAUUAGCUACAGUGUCACCAAAGGGACCAGUUGAUAUCGCAGAUUAUUUGAUUGAAUAUAUUCUAAGAUUAGUUUGUCGUACAUCAUUAGGAAUGGAAGCAACAGAUCAAGAUAUGAUUGAAAAUGACUAUGCGAAGGCGGUCGAAGAAAUGGCAAAUAUUGUAGUUCGUCGCGCUUUGAACUUAGGUUUACAUCCUUCCUUUAUUUUCAACUUGACCUCAAUGAGUAAGAGACAAGAAAAACUAUCUAUACACAACAAGGAAGCCAUGGAUCCUAUAAUUCAAAAAAGGAAAUCUGACUUAACAGCAACCAAAUAUACGAAUAAUGAUGAUGUUUCAGUACCAGGUAAAUUCAAGCCUGCGCUAGACCUGAUGCUGCAUUUAUCUAAUGAACAAUACCUUCUCUCUGAUGAAGAAAUCAGGGCGCAUCUAAAUACUUUCGUGGCAGCUUCUUACGACACAACUUCAGUAGCGAUGCAAACUGUACUGUUGGUGCUAGGCUCAUUCCCUGCUAUACAGGAUCGAGUGUAUAAUGAGAUUCAAGAUGUUUUUGGAAAGAAUGAAAUCUUGACGAAACACGACCUGACAAAACUCGUAUACUUGGAAGCAGUAAUAAAGGAGGUAUUGAGAACAUAUAAUGUAGUUCCUUUGAUUGCGAGAAAUAUUGAUAAUGAUAUUGUGCUACCGAAGUAUACAUUACGAGCGGGAAGUAUAUGUAUCCUGUCACUGUACGGCCUUCACCGUCACUCCUCAUGGGGACCAGACGCAAAGGAGUUCAACCCGGAGCGAUGGCUGAAUCCCGCCACUUUACCUUCUACUUCCAACGUAUUCGCCCCAUUCGGUAUUGGCAAGCGAAUAUGCAUUGGGAAACAGUACGCCAUGAUGUCCCUGAAGACAUCGCUUGCACAUAUUGUACGAAAGUUCCAAGUUUCUGGUGAUAUCAGUACCUUGAAGCAUAAUUAUGAAAUCGUAUUGAAACCAGAAAAACCCCUCAUUAAUUUAACAUUAAGGUCUUAA